Molecule: messenger RNA, 1155 nt
Organism: Bipolaris oryzae ATCC 44560
Lineage: Eukaryota; Fungi; Ascomycota; Dothideomycetes; Pleosporales; Pleosporaceae
Exons: 1
Source: RefSeq, a predicted model, not a curated record
ACUCAUACCAUGACGAGCGAAUUGUCCAUUCACGUACAACCUCACAGUCGCUACAGCGUUUUCGACGCAUCAGGACAACUACCGUUCAGUGUUGUGUUCGGCAUCUGCCGUCUUUCUAAGUCCGACACGGACCCUCGCCCACUACUUAUCGAGACUGCAGGCUCAGUGUUCGAUGUCCCAUACGCCUUGGCCCAUGGCUUGCUUACCCUACACGAGGAACAUCCUGGCGAAGCUACAAAAUGGGUCGAAGUGGAUCUGAGCAAAAUGGGAGAAGUUGACAAGAGUACCUCAGAAUGCAUUUCUAUCCCUUCUCCCCUCAACCGAACGAAGAACUGGAAGGACGACAUAACGGUAUAUCUAGGUCAUAUUGAUCUGAAGGGUGCUCUGGCAUCAAUACUCAAAGUAGGCAAAAGGUACAGAAUAAGACUUGCGAGUAAAGACCUUGGUGUCAGCAAAUGGACGUAUGGCAACCAAGAUCAUUUUGAAACGGCCCAUAGUGAAACGGCAAACUUGGUCAACAGCUACUCUCACGGCAAUGCAACAUUCAAAGUCAUGGACAACCUAUUGUUCCCACCGAAAGUGGAGGUGAAAUUACGCUUGGUCGAAAGCACAUCGCUAGAAGUUACCGUUGAAAACACGGCCGAGGAAACCAUCACUGUACAACCUCGAGGCCACCAAAAUUUCCUUGUUCCAUGGGGUCCCAUGCAGCCAGAACCCGAUGUACUCGACGACCGUCCAAGAAUCAUCGACUCUACGCCGCAAAACUACGCCCCGGUAUCCAGUCUCAUGGUUCUUGAUGCUGCGGCGAGAGAAGUAGUUCGUGGACAUGAAGAUCCCAGCAAGUGUCACUUGAGGGACCCCAAAGCCGAUACACGACCCAGAGUAGACGAGCUGAUGAUAUUGGGGCCUCACAAGCCGGUCACUGUUGUGCACCAGAUCGAUUGGAAAGUGAAAGGACUACAGGAUGGAAAUUACACGAUCCGGAUGCAUCCAAAGGGUUGCCGCUGGUGGCGCGGAAAAGUCGAGGACGAGGAGGGCGAAGACGGAAAAGUUCCAGCGCGACUAUGGAAAGGAGUCACUGUUCCCCUUAUGCUUGAAUCUCAAGAUGAGCUGGAAGUGACUAUCAAAGAUGGAAAGGUGGACGGUUCUUUAUGA